AUGGUCGCCGUCACUGCUCUUCUUGCCAUUCUCGCCACAGUCUCGGCGGCACACGGCCUCAGUAGGCGGCAAGACAUACCUGCGCCCACCUCGCCACAGGUGUCUGGCAAGCUGCGCUCGAUGCUCGGUGGCUGCCUUGCACCCGCAAACGGCACACUAGUUCGGCAGCCAUGCAAGACGGCGCCGAAGGCGACGUUCAACGACGACAGCGGCGAGCUGAAGUUCGGUGAUCUGCGCGCCACAGUCAGGAUCGUCGGCGUAGGGAUUCCCGUCACGCUCUCCCUCCUCGAAGCCGAGCCCUUUGAGCGCUACGACGGCUUUGGCGGCGGCGGGGUCGCGCCCAACCCCUAUUACGCGCACACUAUUAGGGCUAAAGACUCGUCGCUGUGUCUCGAUGCGAGGGACACCGAGGUGGUCCUACAUGAGUGCCAGCGGUACAGCGAAGCGCAAAUGGUGCGGUUCAGGUAA
This is a messenger RNA of Cutaneotrichosporon oleaginosum, 468 nucleotides long. RefSeq lists its product as uncharacterized. The record is from RefSeq and is a predicted model, not a curated record. NCBI's taxonomy places the organism in Eukaryota, Fungi, Basidiomycota, Tremellomycetes, Trichosporonales, Trichosporonaceae.